Thrips palmi is the source of this 2072-nucleotide messenger RNA. Its product is annotated as putative inorganic phosphate cotransporter. Gene Ontology annotation, molecular function: transmembrane transporter activity. Lineage: Eukaryota; Metazoa; Arthropoda; Insecta; Thysanoptera; Thripidae. The transcript is spliced from 8 exons. Gene Ontology annotation, cellular component: plasma membrane. The record is from RefSeq and is a predicted model, not a curated record. Gene Ontology annotation, biological process: transmembrane transport; monoatomic anion transport. The coding region runs from base 190 to 1680 and encodes 496 amino acids.
CCAAGCAGGUCCUGCCGCCGACUUGUGACUCCGCAGUGACAGUCGGGUGGCGCGGGUGGAGCAGGCAGCACCCACGGGACCCACAGCACCCACAGGACCCCGCAGCACCCACGGGAACCCGCAGCGCUCACAGGAACCCGCAGGAACCCGCAACACCCACAGGAACCCGCAGCGCGCUCCGGCCGCACCAUGACGGCCACCACCACGGUCAGCGCGUCCGGGAAGGAGGCAGCCUUAAAAGAAGCGGGCGGCCGCGGCUUCGGCCGGCGGCACCUGCAGCUCAUGCUGCUGUCCAUGGGGUUGGCGCUGGGGUACUGCUGCCGCAUCAACCUGUCCAUCUGCAUCGUGGCCAUGACGUCCGCGGAGUCCGCCAACGGCUACCCGGUGUACGACUGGGAGCCCAAGUACCGCGGGCUGGUGCUGUCGUCCUUCUUCUGGGGCUACGUGCUAAUGCAGGUGCCCGGCGCCACGCUGGCCAACCGCUACGGCCCCGCGCGCUUCGUGUUCCUGGGCGUCACGGGCUGCGCCGUGCUCACCUGCCUCACGCCCUUGGCGGCGGCCUGGGGCGGCUGGAUGGCAGUGUGCGCGCUGCGCAUGCUGGAGGGCCUCUGCCAGGGCGUCAUCUUCCCCUCCGUGCACUUCAUGCUGGGCCGGUGGUCGCCGCCCGUGGAGCGCGGCCGCGCCGCCGCCAUAGUGUUCACGGGCCCGUCCAUCGGCACGCUGCUGGCCAUGGCCGGCGUGGGGCUGCUGUGCGGCUCGCCCUUGGGGUGGCCGUCGGGCUUCUACGUGCCCGGCCUGCUGGCCCUCGUCUGGGGCGUCUUCUGGUGGAAGAUGUCCGCCGACUCGCCCGCCAAGUGCAAGCACAUCGCGCCCGAGGAGCGCGAGUACAUCCAGAUGUCGCUGGGAGACUCUUCCAGCAACGACAAGCGCCUCAGCGUGCCCUGGCUCGCCAUCAUGAGCACGCCGGCCAUGUGGUCGCUCAUCGCCGUGCACAUGUGCAGCAACUUCGGCCACUGGCUCAUGCUCACGCAGAUGCCCACCUACAUGCAGACCAUGCUGCACUUCAACAUCGAGGACAACGGCAUCAUGUCCAGCAUGCCGUACCUGUGCCUCGUCCUGACGUCCACCCUGGUGGGCUGGGGGGCACAGCGCGUCAACGAGAGCGGCUGCAUCAGCAUCGUCAUGUCGAGGAAGAUCUUCAACUCGGUCGGGCACUACGGCAUGGGCAUCACGUUCCUGGUGCUGUCCUUUCUUACGCCGAUCGGGAUUCCCGUGGGGGUGGCCGUCGGCCUGCUGACCGCCGCCGUGUCCCUGGAGGCCGCGCUGCUGGCCGGCUUCCUCGUGAACCACGUCGACCUGUCGCCCAACUUCGGCGGCGCCAUGCUGGGCGUGUCCAACGGCCUGGGCAACAUCAUGGGCAUCGUGGCGCCCAUCCUAGUCAGUCUGGUGGUCAACCAGACCCCUGAGUCCACCCCGGAGGAUCUGGCGACGGGCUGGAGCCGCGUGUUCCUCAUCGGCGCCUGCGUCUACUUCUCCGGCAACACCGUGUUCGUCUUGCUGGGCCGCGCCGACGUGCAGCCGUGGAACAACCCGGAGAAGGCCGACAAGGCCGAGAAGCUGGAGAAAGGCGAGCCGACCGAGGCGCUCGAGCUGCUUCCUCCAGACCGCAAUGUUGCGUAGAAGGUUUGGUACUUGUUGUUUUCCAGAUUGCGUGUCCGUCCGUCCGUCCUGCCUGCCGAGCCAUUUUGAAGAGUUUUCUCGUCGCUCUGUCUCUCUCGCACCCCUCGGGACGCGCACCGAGACAGAGCGACGAGACGACCCUUUGGAAUCAGACUGCCGCCGCCCAGCUGCCAACAACGCCUUUGUGUCCGUCCGGCUGAUGUGAUGUUUGUCUGUCGCGUUGCCUGUCAGUGUGUUUUAUGUUUGCCUACCGUAUCGUCCGCAAUUCUAACGCAACUUCCAGUGCCUUGUCGCGACGCCGCUGCGUGCGUUUCGCCGCAGAAGCUAAUGUGCUGCCCAUUUCGUUGCUUGCCCCACUCUGAAUAUUGCACAUGAAUCAACGACUUCCUACU